Molecule: messenger RNA, 516 nt
Organism: Wallemia ichthyophaga EXF-994
Lineage: Eukaryota; Fungi; Basidiomycota; Wallemiomycetes; Wallemiales; Wallemiaceae
Product: Thioredoxin-like protein 1
Exons: 2
Coding region: 1-516 (171 amino acids)
Source: RefSeq, a predicted model, not a curated record
AUGAGUUUAACCAAUUUGAAGCAAUAUGUCGACCCAGCAGGUGUAUUCUGCUUGAACGUGGAAGAUGAGAAUGCUGUGAAGCAGCUCCUAGGAAGAACUGGAUCUGGUAUUGGAUUGAUUACUUCAGAUGCAGACGAGAACCUGCUGUGUAGCAUUGCGUUUGAUCAGACAGUAAAAGUGAGCUCCUUCAAGCUCGGACACACGGAUUUAGAAUAUGCACCUAAAGAUAUCAAGGUGUUCAUCAACUUACCAGAACUUGAUUUCGAUAAGGCAGAAGAUGAUCUAGAGACGCCUAAGGGUGAUGCCAUGGCUAUUUUGACAUUAAAUGAGAAGCAAGCUGUUGGUGAGGAGAGUGUUCAGCUUCGUUUCGUCAGAUUCCAAGCUGUGAAUUCGAUACAAGUCUAUGUGAAAUCUAAUUAUGGUGGUGGGGAUGUUACCAAGAUCAGUCAAGUAGACUUCUACGGACAGAGCGUUCACACGACAAAGAUGAGCAACUUCGGUAAAGACGAUGAAUAA